UUUAAGAACCAUGUCAAAUUGUCUUGCUGUGUGUACUCCCUGUGCUAGUGGACAUGUUCAUGUAGCCCUGACACUAGCUGAUGGUUUGUGUUGGUGAUAUCAACAGGUAGGUAAACGUUACAGCAGACGGGAAAGAAACAGUCAUGCUGGAGAACAUUGAAUAUGCCUUUCCUGCUGGCGAGGAAAGUGAUGGAAGUGAUGAAGAGUGGGAUGUCGGUGCUAUUUGUGCUACGAAGAAUCUCGACCCUGAGGUGUCUAAGCAGACAACAGUCCCUGGGGACACCGUGGCCGUCAUGAAAAGAGCCAUUACAGCGGGGGACGUCGAUCUCGUGCGCCAGUUACUGGACACUGGUAUGGACGUGGAGACACGUCUGGGCUUUGAUUGGACUCCUCUCAUGUGUGCUGUCCAUGUCGGUCACAGUGAGCUGGCCAAGCUGCUGCUGGACCGCGGAGCCAGUGCCAACUUCAGCAGCGGUCAUUACACCGUGCUAAUGGCAGCUUGCACAGCAAAUUCUGUCUCUGAGGAGAACAUCAGCAAGUGUAUGGCUCUGCUGCUGAGUCGCAACGCUGACCCGAACAUUUCCAGCAGGAGGCGUGUGACGUGUCUCAUGCUGGCCGCCAGGUACGGGUAUUCUCAGGUGAUUAAUCUGCUGGUGUCCCAUGGAGCUGAGCUCAACUUUCAGGAUGACAGUGGCUACACGGCGCUCAUGUUGGCUGUCCAGCACGGCCAUGAAACUGCAGUUCUGAAACUACUACAACUUGGAGCCGACAAGUCCAUUAAAAGUAAGGCAGGAAAUACAGCAGCUGACCUGGCCAAAUCAUUCAAACACCUGCAGAUCUACAAGACUCUCAGCUCUCCAAGUGACCCCACGGGUAAUGGUGCAGUGCCCUCCAAAGCUGAAACUGUGUUUAAAUUUCUCACCCGAAACCCUGAACCUCUGUCCGUCUCAAAGGAGAGUUCGAUUAAACUGUGUGAUAUUGACCUACUACUGCAUGGACUGAAACUUGAUUAUCUCUCAGAUGUCAUGAUGGAGAAUGACAUCACUUGGGGCCACUUGUUGACAAUGGAAAAAGCAGACUUAGAAAAUAUUGGAAUAACAGACCCUGAAGACCAAAAGAAGAUUCUUAAUGCAGUUGAAGAGGUUCACCUUGAAAAAGUGGAUCUUGACACCUUGACCCAGCUUGACAACAUACACAGUGGGAGUGAGGAGCUCUAUAAUUUUCUAAUCAGCCUGAAGCAGCAGUGCUGUUACCUAACUGAGAUGGUACAGGAUGUCAUCAGCAGGUUUCCCUGUAGCUCAUCACAGCUUGUUCUGACUUGGGAUCGUAGGAAGGACGCUCAGGCCAUAUGUACAGAUCUAGUGGCUCAGGCCGGAGACCUGCAGAAAGAAGUGGUCUGUCUCAAGGACCUCCUCAUCAAGUUGGAUCCCACUGAUUGCGCCUUCAAUCCUCCUUUGCCAAGUUCCCAGAGCAGCACAAGAGGACGGGUUAUGAAGAAGCUUGCAGUCGCUGUGAUUGGAGCAGGAUUACUGCUACUGUUCUCACAAGCAAGACACUUCAGAGUCUACCUUUGAGAACUGUUUUGUUCAGUUUUUUUUUUUUGCCAUCAGUGUAUUCCCUUUAUUUUUUACUUGUGUUAUUGUCACAUAAUCUCUAGUUUUUCUUGACUUUCUUUGUGUUCUUAAUGGUUUAUUAUGAUGGCAUAACUUAUGUUAAAUAUGCAGUUGAUCAAGAAGAUCAGUGUUUUGUUUUUGCCUAAUUAAAAUUGUUUCCACUUAACA
Molecule: messenger RNA, 1781 nt
Organism: Clarias gariepinus (North African catfish)
Lineage: Eukaryota; Metazoa; Chordata; Actinopteri; Siluriformes; Clariidae
Gene: asz1
Product: ankyrin repeat, SAM and basic leucine zipper domain containing 1
Exons: 13
Coding region: 144-1574 (476 amino acids)
Biological process (GO): piRNA processing
Cellular component (GO): pi-body
Molecular function (GO): protein binding
Source: RefSeq, a predicted model, not a curated record